Messenger RNA from Rhinichthys klamathensis goyatoka, 677 nucleotides. RefSeq names its product ubiquitin-conjugating enzyme E2Nb (gene ube2nb). The coding region runs from base 108 to 572 and encodes 154 amino acids. The record is from RefSeq and is a predicted model, not a curated record. Lineage: Eukaryota; Metazoa; Chordata; Actinopteri; Cypriniformes; Leuciscidae. The transcript has 4 exons.
GGAGCGGAUGGUGACGUGUUUACCGGAAGACUUGCGCGCAUGCGCUGUCAACCUCAACGCGAGGAGUAGGGAGCGGGCCACGGUGUUAACCGCAAUAAUAAAACAAGAUGGCUGGAUUGCCCCGCAGAAUUAUUAAGGAGACGCAGCGCUUGAUGGCGGAGCCUGUGCCUGGGAUCAAAGCAGAGCCGGAUGACGGGAACGCUCGGUAUUUCCAUGUGGUCAUCGCCGGCCCGCAGGAUUCGCCCUUCGAGGGUGGGACGUUCAAACUGGAGCUGUUCCUCCCGGAGGAAUAUCCCAUGGCUGCCCCGAAGGUCCGAUUCAUGACCAAAAUCUACCACCCCAAUGUGGACAAACUGGGGAGGAUCUGUCUGGACAUCCUGAAAGAUAAGUGGUCUCCAGCUCUCCAGAUCCGUACAGUGCUUCUCUCUAUCCAGGCUCUCCUCAGCGCUCCGAACCCGGAUGACCCGCUGGCCAAUGAUGUAGCUGAACAGUGGAAGAGCAACGAGGCUCAAGCCAUUGAAACCGCCCGAACAUGGACCAGGCUUUAUGCCGGCAACAACAUUGAAGUUUAGAAGAAGGAAAAGGUGGCAUCAAGUGAGAGAAGUGGAACAAUCUCCUCCUGUCUUCUUUUGCAUUUAAAGAACACUUUCUCAGACAAAUUAAAACAGCAAACGAAA